AUGAAAAUUGAAAAUGGGUUAUCAGAAAUAAACAGAAUGUUCCCUCUUAAAUCUUGCCUAUAUAAAUUUAUACAGAAUAAUAGAGAAAUGAAUUAAAACUAAUUGUAUGAACCUAAGCUUCUUAAAAAUAAUCCUUAGUAUUCAAAUUCGACCGAAUAAAAAUACUACUAAAACAAUACUAAAAUGCUUGUUUGUUAUGACCUAGGAAAAAAAGAAUUGAUACCAUUAAAAUUGGCAAAGUAUUCAGCCAAGAUUUUACCUGGAUUUUGUAUUGUAAAAUUAGAAAUAACAUAUUCUACUGAAAAAUAUACGGAGCCCAUAGAGCUGGAAAGUGUAUUUUCAAUUAAUGAAAAUGCUGCUGUUACAAAAAUGGUUGUAGAAUUAGGAGAAAUUAAAGUUUAUUGUGCAGUAAAGGAAAAGAAGUAAGCUGAAAAAGAAUAUCAGGAAGGUCUGAAAUAAGGAAAGACUAUGGCAUAUAGUGAUUAGGAUUCGAAUUUCCCUUCAAUAAAGAGAGUGAAAAUAGGAUAACUUGCACCAAAUAAAUUAUUGAAAAUUACUUUUGAAUAUAUACACCCUCUAGAAGUCUUUCUUAAUAAAUUUUGGAAAUUCGAACUAUUUCCAGUUAUUGAUUAAAAUUAUGUACAUUUUGAUAAGUAAAAAAUGAUUGGCAUUCAUGAUGAAGAACUCAAUAGAUAUUUAAAUCAAUUAUUUAAGAUUAAUAAUUUCAGGUUUGAAUUUAGGUAAGAAAUAUAAGUGGAGAUAGAUUUUGAAUACCCAAUUACAUUUUGGAAAUCUCCUACUCAUAAACUUUAAUCUACAAAUGCUAAAAAUCGUUCAGACAUUCAAACAGAAGGAAAUUAAAAAAAAAUAAUACUUUAAUUAUAAGAUAUUCCUGAGAACUAUGAACCAACCAAAUAGUUUACUUUACUUUUUUCAUCAGAUGAAGUUAAUUUGCCUCGUGCUAUCUUGAGUCAUACUGAUAAUGAUGCCUUGCAAUAUUAAAGAUAUUGUGCUACAUUAACCUUCAUUCCAAAAUUUAAUGAAGUUUCACUAGAUGAUGCUUAUACAUAAUAUUUAGAUGGUUUAAGUAUGGCUGACAAUUAAGUAAUUAAUAGAGGCAACUACUUAUUCAUAAUUGAUCGAAGUGGAUCAAUGAGUGGAUCUAGGAUCAAAAAAGCCAAAGAAGCUCUAAUUCUUUUUCUGAGAAGCUUACCUUAAGAUUCUGAGUUUAACAUAAUUUCAUUUGGUAGUUAAUAUUAACCGUUGUAUGAAGUCUCCAAAAGAUAUACUCAAGAAUUUUUAGAAUAGGCAAUUUUGCAUGUUGAAAAAAUGGAAGCUGAUAUGGGAGGAACUGAAAUACUGACUCCAUUAAAGAGCAUGGUAUAUGACGCAAGUUACGGUAAAUCCAAAAAUACAACUCUGAAUGUAUUUUUGCUGACUGACGGAGAGACAAGUGCUGAUCCUAUUAUUGAAUUGGUUAAAUCUAAUAAUCGAGCGCAAACCAGAAUCUACACAUUAGGAAUAGGUUAAGGAUGUAGUUAAUAUUUGAUCAAAAGUGUGGCUGAAGUAGGAAAUGGCAAAUAUCAAAUUGUUAGUGAUAAGGAAGAUAUAAAUGAGAAAGUGAUUGACCUAUUAGAAGAUUCAUUAACUCCAUAUUUAUAAGCGUUUACAUUAGAAUCAAAUGUGGUUAAUGUAGCGUCUAUUAUUCCCAAUCCAGAAUCAAUAGUAUGUUUAAAGAAAAAUUAGGAACUUACAAUAUAAGUUUUGUUUCCUAUGGAAUAAUAAUAUGAAAAUCUCGAGUUUAAGAUCAAUUGUUUUGAUCCCUAAAAUUAAAAAAAAAUACAAUAUUCUGUAAGAUUAAACCUGAAUUAAUCUUUAAACAAUGAAUAUUUUCAUAAAUUGGCAGCCUAUAAAUUAAUUACUUAUUAUGAAAACUCAAUAAAAUAUAAUUAACAACAAGUGAAUUUUAUCAAACUUAAUAAGGAGAAUCUUGAUUAAUAAGAUAUUAUUGAUUUAUCUGUUUAAAAUCAAAUUCUAUGUUCAAAAACAGCAUUUGUAAGCCAACUUUGUGAUUUAGAGGAUUAAUUUAAAUAAUAAAUUCAAUCAGUCAAACAAGACUAAAUGAUGACGUGGUAAUCUAUAGGUUACGAUCGAUAUUAAAAUUAAAUUCAACGGUAAGAUUAUCAAUCAAGGUGUUCUUUAAUUAUUGAUCAAAAUGACAUAUAGCAAUAAUAUUAGCGAAGUUGCUUUGAUAUUGAUCAAAGUAUGACAUCGUAACGUGUCGUGAAUUCAUUUAAUCAUUAACUCAAAUAAAAUGAUGUUAUGUGUUGUAUAAAUGACAAUUUGAGAUUGAAAGAAACUAAGUAAAAUAAUAAAAGUUCAGCCGGUUGCUGUGGAGGUGGAGGCUCUUAAAAUAAUUAUGACAAAUUCAGCUAAAUAUCUUACAUUCCUCGACAAUAGUAAUAAUAACCUUAAUACUCUCAACCAUUAUUAGAAAAAUAACCGUAAAACAACAUAAAUAUAAAUCAGACAUGCAAAACAGAUUAUGCUAACCUUACUUAUGAACAAUUAAUUAGAUUUGCUUUAGCAGAUGGUAGUUUUAGAAUCAAUAAAGAAAUGCAAUAAAUAAUCAAUUAUAAAAAUUUGAAAAAUCAUGAAAAUCAAAAGGAUGACGUUUGGAAUACUUUCCUAGCGUUAUUAUACUUAGAAUAUAAGUUUAGCCAAUUUAAAAAAUCGUGGUAGUUGGUUUAUUAAAAAGGUAUCUCAUAUCUAAAACAGAAUGGAGUAGAUUACAAAUAAAAGAAAAUUGAAUAUUUGAUUAAAUGAAAUUCAC
This is a messenger RNA of Paramecium octaurelia, 2833 nucleotides long. The record is from the annotation of a GenBank genome assembly. NCBI's taxonomy places the organism in Eukaryota, Ciliophora, Oligohymenophorea, Peniculida, Parameciidae.